AUGAGUAACCAAGUUGUAGAGAAGAAGAACAAUGUCGAAGCUGAGAAACCAAUUGCCCCUCCUUCCAACCUUGAAAGAACUACUUCUAUUGAUAAUGAACCCAAAACUUUACUUCAAGAAGAAUUAAACCUAGUCAGGGAAGAAGCUCUUAAAGUGAUCAACACUCACCCAAAAAUGGAGGCUCUGAAAAUAUUCUUGAAGGGGUUGAAGCCUGUUACAAUCUCAACGCAACCAUCAGAGAAUGAUGUUAAGUAUGAUGACGAAGAUGAAGAUGAAUACAACUACGAAUACGAUGAUGAAGACGAAUACGAACUCGAUGAUGAAGUCAAUGACUAUGAUGAAUGA
Molecule: messenger RNA, 345 nt
Organism: Lathyrus sativus (Indian pea)
Lineage: Eukaryota; Viridiplantae; Streptophyta; Magnoliopsida; Fabales; Fabaceae
Source: the annotation of a GenBank genome assembly